AUGGCUUCUUCUUAUUUUCUUAGGUUUUCCCCAUUUCUUCAGCUUCUCCUUAUAAUAAUCUCCAUCAUCAGUGCCACUUUGUGCGACGCUGUUUUACCGACACAGAGGCCAUUCAACAACACAAUUUCCGGCAUUUUCAUCUUCGGAGACUCGACAGUGGAUUCCGGCAACAACAACUUCAUUAGGACGGUGUCUAAGUGCGACUUUGCGCCGUACGGAAGGGAUUUUGAUCAGAACCACACCCCCACCGGGAGGUUUACCAAUGGCAGGCUCGUUACAGAUUUUAUAUCGUCGUACGUGGGAAUAAAGGAGUUCGUGCCGCCGUACUUGGACUCGAGUCUUGGCACGGAGGAGCUUAUCACCGGCGUGAGCUUUGCCUCCGGCGGCAGCGGUUAUGACCCUCUUACGUCUAGAAUUAACGGGGUGAUUCCCAUGGAGCAACAGCUGCAAUAUUUCAGAGAGUACAGAGCAAGAAUUGCAGGCGCCAUUGGAGAGGAGAACACCAAGCUGCUGAUAAGCAAAGCCGCUUUCCUCAUCAGCGCCGGCACAAAUGAUUUGGUCGUCAACUAUUACGGCACCCCUUUCCGCCGCCAGAACUUCACCGUCUCCCAGUACCAGCAUUUCCUUCUGCAACUCACCCACGACUUCAUACAGGAAUUGAUAAAGGAGGGAGCUCAGCUGAUCGGAAUUGUUGGGCUGCCGCCGAUUGGGUGUUUACCGAUUGUGAUUACAACAUUUUCCGGCCGUCCAUUUUCCGGGCGUCAAUGUCUUGAUACGUACUCCGCGGUUGCGAGAGAGUACAACCAGAUGCUGCAGGACAGCUUGCAGACAAUGAAAAAUGAAUGCAAGAGAAUAGUCUAUGCUGAUAUCUACAAACCUAUAGAUGAUAUGGUACAAAACCCUACAAAAUAUGGUUUUGAGGAUGUUCAUUCAGGUUGUUGCGGAAGUGGGUAUUUUGAAGUGUCAAUUUUAUGCAAUUUAAGAUCAGUUAUUUGUCCAAAUGCUUCUAAAUAUGUAUUUUGGGACUCAGUACACCCAACAGAAGCUACAUAUUAUCAUUUGUUUGAGGCCUUAAAGCCAACUAUCGACAUUGUAAUAAAAAACUAACAUUUCAAUAAUUAUAAGAA
This is a messenger RNA of Ipomoea triloba (trilobed morning glory), 1127 nucleotides long. RefSeq names its product GDSL esterase/lipase At5g45960-like. Gene Ontology annotation, molecular function: hydrolase activity, acting on ester bonds. The transcript has 5 exons. The record is from RefSeq and is a predicted model, not a curated record. Bases 1 to 1107 code for a protein of 368 amino acids. NCBI's taxonomy places the organism in Eukaryota, Viridiplantae, Streptophyta, Magnoliopsida, Solanales, Convolvulaceae.